Solea solea (common sole) is the source of this 1794-nucleotide messenger RNA. RefSeq lists its product as uncharacterized. The transcript has 6 exons. The record is from RefSeq and is a predicted model, not a curated record. Gene Ontology annotation, molecular function: hydrolase activity, hydrolyzing N-glycosyl compounds. NCBI's taxonomy places the organism in Eukaryota, Metazoa, Chordata, Actinopteri, Pleuronectiformes, Soleidae. The coding region runs from base 183 to 1163 and encodes 326 amino acids.
AAAUGGAGGAAAGGAAAAUAAUGUUCUCGCUUUAUUGACGUUAAUCUGGAGAAGAGACAGAGGGAGGACAUGUGGACGAGGUGGAAGGUGAAGAGCAAGAGGAGUCAAGUAAAAUAAAGAGAAGAAAAGAGGAAGGGAAGUAGGAGAAGGUAAAGAAGGAGUAUAAGAAGAGGAAGAGAAUCAUGGCAAAGAAACUGAUGAUCAUCGACACAGACUGUGGCAUCGACGACGCUCAGGCCAUCAUGAUGGCACUGGCUGCUCCCAACGUCCACAUCCUGGCCGUCACCUGUGUGUUUGGAAACGCAGCGGUGGACAACGUGUGUCAGAACGUCCUCACGGUGCUUUCUGUCUGUCAGCGCCAGGGGAUCCCGGUGUUCCGAGGUUCCGGUGUUCCUCUGGUCACAGUCAAUGACCACAUUCAAGACCACUUUGGAAGUGAUGGAUUGGGAGAUGUGAUUAAAGACAAAGAUCCAAAGUGGGAGGAGAAGAUCCAGAAGGAGCAUGCAGUGAACGCAAUGGUCAGACUGGUGUCCGAGAACCAGAACCAGGUCUCACUGGUGGCGCUUGGCCCGCUCACUAAUCUCGCGCUGGCUGUCAGACUGGAUCCACAUUUUCCCCAAAAGCUGAAAGAUCUUUACAUCAUGGGAGGAAACAUGGAAGGAAAAGGAAACGUGAGACUGUGUGGAGAGUUUAACUUCGUAAUGGACCCGGAAUCUGCCUACGUUGUUCUUGAACAAUUUCUGUGCCAGACGUACAUCGCGACAUGGGAGUUCUCGUGCAGAAAUGCUCUGACAUGGGAGUUCUUUGAAGAACUGAUGAACCAGGACACGCCCGCCUCUCGCUUCAUGAAGAUGAUAACGUCCAAGUGCUGGGCUUACUCCAAAGAGGCUUUGAAGAAUAAGAGAGACAUUAACUUCGGGCCCGGCUUCGUCUCGUACGACUCUUACGCGAUGGCAGCCUGCAUUGACGGCAGCGUGGUAACGGAGAGCGUGGAGUGUCCCGUUCGCGUGGAGCUGCAGGGCUCCAUGGCACGCGGCAUGAUGGUGCUGGAUCGCAUGGACGAGCUGAAGAAGAGCCACAGCGUGUUUGUCUUCUCCAAGUGUGAUGUUGCCAGAUUUGGUCAGAUGCUGAUGGAGUCUCUGCAACAACCAGGGAUUAAAUAACCUGUGGUGCUUUCAUGGAAGAGGGAUUUAGAGCUCGUACAUUUCCCCGAAACACAAGUUUUCACACUGGUUUGGGUUUGGAAGACGGCAUCGUCGUCAUCAUCACAGCAAGAGGAAGAGAGGACGAGCACAGAUGUUCUCACUGUACUUUAACAGUCUCUUAAAUCAAUGAGUCAGAGCACAGACCACAUGAGAAGAUACACUGGUACACUGUAUUUAAUAGGCCUAUAUUUUUACUUCACAAGAGUACAACAAUGUAGUAAAUGAGUUUUCAUUUUGUAGUCUGAAAUAGUUCAUUACUUUCUAAUCAAACUACUUUUUAAUGGUGUCGUCUUAUUGUAAGAUAGAAAAUUCAGAACCCCCUAAUAGAUUUAUGUACAGUAUGUAAGGUUUAAAUAUUCUAAUACUGUACUAGUGUACAAUAGAAGCCUCAAACUCAGGUGUUAUAUAGUCAGAGGUUGACCCAUACAUGUCCACAGAUUAGAAUAGUCUAUUUCUGUCAGAUAUGUUUGGCCAGUUUUAUAAUAAAUGAUAUUCAAAAUAGCUUCACACUAUUAGGUCUGUUUCCACUCACACUUACUGGACGUAUAUAUUUUAAAUAAAAUAACUUCUAACGCAUGAAGCAAGUGGU